GUGUUUGAUAUAGGGUUGGAGCUGAAAUCUGUGGGACGGUAACUCUCCUGGAGCAGGGUUGGAGACCACUGGCCUAUAUGUUUAGUGGUAACAAUUGCGAAGUACACAACAUUCAUGAUGACGUAACCAGGAAGUAGCAGAGCUUUCGACGAAAUCCAAAUCAUCGGCUGAAGAUGAGUCGCAUUUAUGACAACACUGCGUUAUUAAACAAGCCUGUCCAUAAUGAGAAAUUGUCCUCCACAUGGGAUCCAUUAGUUCACCAGAGUGGUCAUGGUGUCAUUUUAGAGGGGGCGGUCGUGGAUAUGUCACGCCAUGUCAUAACAGAUGUGAACAACAGAAAGGAACGCUACAUUGUAUUGUACAUCAAACCAAGCAGAAUACAUCGCAGAAAAUAUGAUUCAAAAGGAAAUGAAAUUGAACCUAACUUCAGUGAUACCAGGAAGGUCAACACGGGAUACCUGAUGUCUUCCUUUAAAGUGGAGGCUAAGGGUGAAACCGAUUGUCUGAAUGAGCGCCAGCUGAGUGACAUUGUGAAUAAGGACCAGCUGAUUAAAGUAACAGCAAAACAUUGUCCUAGUCAGGCCUUCGCAUUCUGGAUCUCAGAAGCAGAGAUGGACAAAACUGAGCUCGAGCCAGGCCGAGAACUCCGUCUUAAAACAAAAGGAGAUGGGCCCUUUAUUUUUUCCUUCGCCAAACUGGACGGUGGUACUGUGACGAAGUGCAAUUUUGCAGGAGAUGAGAACGCUGGAGCAUCAUGGACAGAGAAAAUAAUGGCUAACAAAGCAGAUCAGGAAAAUACAGGGAAGAGUGGCGGUCAGUGUGAGGGAGCAGACGAUGAAGAAUGGGAUGACUGAAUGACACCCUUGAGCUUCACAGUGCAUCACAGUGCCUUAUCUGUCCACCAAAUGUAUAUUUACGCCACAAAACAAGACCUCACAGUCAGUAUUCAUAUGUUAUCACGUGAAAAUAUCAUAAACAGCAAAAAUGCCAUUUUUAAAUAAAGACUUUUGUAUUUUAA
Messenger RNA from Cyprinus carpio (common carp), 1018 nucleotides. RefSeq names its product actin related protein 2/3 complex inhibitor (gene arpin). Lineage: Eukaryota; Metazoa; Chordata; Actinopteri; Cypriniformes; Cyprinidae. The record is from RefSeq and is a predicted model, not a curated record. Gene Ontology annotation, biological process: negative regulation of actin nucleation.